Molecule: messenger RNA, 1395 nt
Organism: Aspergillus luchuensis
Lineage: Eukaryota; Fungi; Ascomycota; Eurotiomycetes; Eurotiales; Aspergillaceae
Exons: 2
Coding region: 1-1395 (464 amino acids)
Biological process (GO): transmembrane transport
Cellular component (GO): fungal-type vacuole membrane
Molecular function (GO): transmembrane transporter activity
Source: RefSeq, a predicted model, not a curated record
AUGCUCAAGACGAUGAACGCACCAGCCAGUGCCGAACAGCGUUCGCCCACAGAGGCUCCCAAGAACGAGCACUCGUGGAGACAAUAUGUCCUUAUUGUCCUCUCGGGAUUUAUGCUUAACUUCACAGGCUGUGGCGUUGUCUUCGCCUAUGGAGUUUACCAAGCCGAGUAUGAGAAGAUGGCCGUCAGCAAAGGCACAGCAUUCACCGGAGCCUCGUCCGCCGAGAUUACACUGAUUGGAAGCUUGUCAUCAGCCAUGAUGAAGCUGGGUGCGCCCUUUGUGGUGGCAUGGUGCAAGUGCUUUGGUCCUCGCAUUGUGGUUUGCGUGGGAGGUCUUAUAUUUGGGGUAGCAAAUAUUCUCGCCAGCUUUGGAACAGCAUUGUGGCACUUCCAACUGGCCCAAGGCCUACUUCUGGGAAUCGGCAGCUGUCUUUCAUACAUGCCCUCGAUGAUCGUGCCGCCCACAUGGUUCUCAAAGCGCCGCGGCCUCGCCCUUGGCAUUAUCUCCGCGGGAACCGGUAUUGGCGGUCUGGUCUUCGCCCCCGUGAUCCAGGCUUGUAUGGAUGCUAUGGGUCUUCGGGAUACACUCCGCUUAAUAGGCUGCUUGUCGACGCUGCUAAUCUGUGCCUCAGGCGCCGUUCUGAUCUGGGAACCCGCUAUGGAGAAACGCUUGCUGGAGGAAGUAGCAGCCAAGCCCUCCUUAGUGUCUCGCCUUUUCCAGUUCCCCCUGCCCCCCUGGUCCCUGGUCCGGCAGCGCAAGUUCAUUGCCCAAGUGCUCAACGCAGCCUUUCAGAGUGCAGCUUACUACACGCCCAUUUACUACAUCUCGUCGUACGGGCAGACGUUGGGCUACAGCGAGUCAGAUGGAGCCAACUGGACUUCUCUCAGUAAUGCGUGCAACGCCAUCGGUAAGGUCGCCGUCGGGUACCUGGCCGACUAUAUUGGACGUUUGAAUUCCUUCUUCCUGGUCACUCUUCUCAGUGCUGUGGGUGCGGUGGCACUCUGGAUCCCCAGUACUUUGCUUGGGUCCACGUUGCAUGACGUGGCGGCGGCCAAGGGCUGCUUCAUUGUGUUCACUAUUUUCUACGGCCUCUUUGCUAGUGCCUAUAUUGGGCUAUUCUCGCCGGCUCUCGUGGAACUCUUUAGUUUGCAGGAGAUGCCCCGCAUCACGGGUAUCAUGUAUAUGGUGCAGGGGGCAGCCGGUCUAGUGGGCACCCCCGUGGCGGGAGUAAUGGUGCGCACAUACAACGGGGAGACUACCUCGCGUAGCUAUCUGGAUAUGGCUGCCUUUGUCAGUGCGUUGAUGGUGGCAUCUACCCUAACGGUUGCAUGGGCCCGAGUAGAACAAGGAUUCGACCGUAUUAGCGGCCGCCUUUCGUGGACAUGGAAGCAGUAG